Molecule: messenger RNA, 3012 nt
Organism: Symphalangus syndactylus (siamang)
Lineage: Eukaryota; Metazoa; Chordata; Mammalia; Primates; Hylobatidae
Gene: ZBTB32
Product: zinc finger and BTB domain containing 32
Biological process (GO): negative regulation of transcription by RNA polymerase II; regulation of cytokine production; regulation of immune system process
Cellular component (GO): nucleoplasm; nucleus
Molecular function (GO): RNA polymerase II cis-regulatory region sequence-specific DNA binding; DNA-binding transcription repressor activity, RNA polymerase II-specific; protein binding
Source: RefSeq, a predicted model, not a curated record
GCCUUCUUCCCAUCACAACUCUUUCUGUCCCCUCCCUGCCAACCUAGAGCCCUCUCCCUGAGGUGUCCAAGUGUAGCCCUCCCUGCCCCAAGGGCCCUUGCUCACAGGGAAGCUGCACCUAGGACUCUGCCUGCUGGGUGCUAAGACACUGAGGUUCUGGUUCUCUUCAUCUCUGGGUUCCCAGCUCUCUUCUUAAAAGCCAAUGUGGUGGUUUUGAUGUGUGAGAAAUUCCUGCCUGGUUGGGUGCUGUCUUUCUAUUCUUCACUUUUUGUCUUAUGAAGAACAAAUUAAACCAUCUCCUUACCCGAAUCUUGAGAGGAAACAGCUUCCCUGUCUCCAGUCCCCAUGUCCUUUCCUCUCAUCUCCUCAGGGGUCCAUUCUCCAAAACGUCUCUCCAUCAUUGGAUCAGGAGCCUCGUCUCCUGUGGCUUCUGCACCUGCUCUCCUCGUUCUCUGGAUGGGAAUGUCUGGUUCCUUCCCUGAGGAUGUGUUCUAGAAGCUUCAGCUUCACUGUGAUGACUGUCGGAUGCCUUAGCGCCUGCGCUCCUGCAGCCAGGAUCCCUAUCAUACUGCCCUCUCUGCCUUUCAGGAGCGAUGGGCUUUUGGGGGAGGACCCAUUAGCUUUCUAAGCUCUCCCGUGAAACUGUGUCAUGCUCCAUCCCUUAGUGCCAGGGUUGACUGGGUUUUGCGGUGAUCCUCGUCUGGAAUGAAGAAAGCCUGGCUUGCGCAGAGGUGUUUCCCUGCAGAGGGGCUUGGAGAAGCAGAAGUGGCAGUAUCUGCUAUCUUUUACGUCAGAGACUGCUAACUGGCAGACUUCCCGCAUGUCUGUCUUGAACCCACUACUAGAUAUUUCUGUUAACUGACUGGCCCUUUGCUCUUUAAGUCCUGAAUUUGGUCUGAUUUCCAUUCUCUCGCCAGCAUGCCUACCUGCUAUGAUUCUGGAUAAGCUCCGAUCCUCUCUUGGGUUACUUUAUUUGCUCACUCAGGACAGAGGGCUCUGAUCUAGGACCAGCAACUCACACCCUCUCCCCUCACAUCCACAGGCUUGAAAUGAGAUGAGAUGUUCCUCCCUCCCCUUUCAACCAUGGACCUCACACUGUGGACUUUCUCUUAGAGCCUCUGAGAUUGGUACUCAAGCAAGGCACAAUGUCCCUGCCCCCCAUAAGACUGCCCAGCCCCUAUGGCUCUGAUCGGCUGGUACAGCUAGCAGCCAGGCUCCGGCCAGCACUAUGUGAUACUCUGAUCACUGUAGGGAGCCAGGAGUUCCCCGCCCACAGUCUGGUGCUAGCAGGUGUCAGCCAGCAGCUGGGCCGCAGGGGCCAGUGGGCUCUGGGAGAAGGCAUCAGCCCUUCUACCUUUGCCCAGCUCCUGAACUUUGUGUAUGGGGAGAGUGUAGAGCUGCAGCUUGGGGAGCUAAGGCCCCUUCAGGAGGCGGCGAGGGCCUUGGGAGUGCAGUCCCUGGAAGAGGCAUGCUGGAGGGCUCGAGGGGACAGGGCUAAAAAGCCAGAUCCAGGCCUGAAGAAACAUCAGGAGGAGCCAGAGAAACCCUCAAGGAAUCCUGAGAGAGAACUGGGGGACCCUGGAGAGAAGCAGAACCCAGAGCAGGUUUCUAGAACUGAUGGGAGAGAACAGGAGAUGUUGCACAAGCACUUGCCACCAACAGGCAGCCCCGAGAUGGCAGGAGCAACGCAGGAGGCUCAGCAGGAACAGACCAGGUCAAAGGAGAAACGCCUCCAAGCCCCUGUUGGCCAAAAGGGAGCAGAUGGGAAGCACGGAGUGCUCAUGCGGUUGAGGGAAAAUCCAGGGGGCUCUGAAGAAAGUCUGCGCGAGCUCCCUGGCCCCCUUCCCCCAGCAGGCUCCCAGCAAACCAGCAUCACCCCUAGGCCCUCGUGGGCUGAGGCCCCUUGGUUGGUGGGGGGCCAGCCUGCCCUGUGGAGCAUCCUGCUGAUGCCGCCCAGAUAUGGCAUUCCCUUCUACCAUAGCACCCCCACCACUGGAGCCUGGCAGGAGGUCUGGCGGGGCCAGAGGAUCCCACUGUCCCUAAAUGCCCCCAAAGGGCUCUGGAGCCAGAACCAGUUGGCCUCCUCCAGCCCCACCCCAGGUAAGCCCCUCACUGUCCUGCAUACACCUGUAACACGGUGUCUUCUCUGGGGAGAGGCUCCAGGAGUCCAGCCUGAGCAGGGCCCCUACCUCCCACUGUUCCCUCCAGGUUCCCUCCCCCAGGGCCCCGGACAGCUCAGCCCUGGGGAGAUGGAAGAGUCUGAUCAGGGGCACACAGGCGCACUUGCAACCUGUGUGGGUCAUGAGGACAAGGCAGGCUGCCCACCUCGCCCGCACCCUUCCCCGGCCCCUCCUGCUCGGUCUCGGCCCUAUGUGUGCUCUGUCUGUGGAAAGAGGUUUUCACUCAAGCAUCAGAUGGAGACGCACUACCGAGUCCACACAGGAGAGAAGCCCUUCUCCUGUAGCCUUUGUCCUCAGCGCUCCCGGGACUUCUCGGCCAUGACCAAGCACCUGCGGACACACGGGGCCGCUCCGUACCGCUGCCCCCUGUGCGGGGCCGGCUGUCCCAGCCUGGCCUCCAUGCAGGCGCACAUGCGCGGUCACUCGCCCAGCCAACUCCCGCCCGGAUGGACCAUCCGCUCCACCUUCCUCUACUCCUCCUCGAGGCCGUCUCGGCCCUCGACCUCUCCCCGUUGUCCUUCUUCCUCUACCACCUGACGGGGUGUCGGUAGCGUCUUAGCCAAGAGUCCAAUUAAGAACGAAAAGCGGGCCGGCUCGGCUUCUGACCUGGUACCGCUGCUACGGCGGCCUAGCAAAUUCCGCCCCAGAGGCGCCCCAGGAAGGGCGCUGAGUGCCCUCUCCUGGACGAUCGCGGGUCGCAGAAGCACAGGCCCGCGAGCCCUACAGGGUGAGGACACUGAAGUGUGCAGAAGCGAAGGUUAACAGUAGGGGGGAUUGUCGAUCUUAUCACCAUAAUAAAGAGUUUCCUGUGCCCUCCCUUCAGGACUAGAAA